UAUUUAUCUGAUCAAUUCAAUAUCAAUUCUUCACCAAAUUAAGAACAAAGUUCUUCAAAACAAUUAUACUCAUAUAUAAUUUCUUUUAAAGUUGUUUAGGGAGAGAAAUGGCACAAAAUGUUACUAGCCAAGACCCAAUGCACCAACUAGCUGGUGAAUAUGGAACUCAAGGUACUGUGCCCCCUACCGGUACUCAUGAUCAUGAUGCUAUGAAGAAAGGACAUGAACAUCAGCAUGAAGGACUACAACAGCUUCAUCGUUCUGGUAGCGCUAGCUCCAGCUCUUCAGAGGAUGAUGGGCAAGGUGGGAGGAGAAAGAAGAAGGGUGUAACUAAGAAGAUUAAGGAGAAGUUAACCGGAGGCACUACUCAUGAUGACAAGAAGGAAAUAGGUCAUAAUCAACAUCAAACUGCACAAACAGCAACUACUACUCAUGCUGCUGCUGUUGAAAAUGAAGGAGAUGAGAAGAAAGGAAUGGUGGACAAAAUCAAGGACAAGAUCCCUGGCAUGCAUUGAACUAUUAAGAAGUUACGGUUUUUUUACCCUUAUGGAAUGCACUGAGUGAACGUGAUGAGUGUCAAGUGUUUUGUUUUGAGGUUGAGUGAUAUUAUUAUAGUCAUAAAGCAUGGUAUUCCCACUUUACUGUAUUACGCGCGGCGCCCAUGCCCCGUGCGCUUCCAUAUGAAGCAAACAUGUGUGAUAUUCAUGCACCUACUACUCUUGUGCAUGGAUGACAUUCAUGUAACGUCUAUGUAACGUCUAUGUCUAAUGUAUGAUCGUGUGUGUGAUGUUUUAGAAAUAAAUAAAGAGCUUUUGAAAAUAUUUCGGAUA
Messenger RNA from Solanum dulcamara, 830 nucleotides. RefSeq names its product dehydrin Rab25-like. The coding region runs from base 108 to 515 and encodes 135 amino acids. The record is from RefSeq and is a predicted model, not a curated record. The transcript has 2 exons. Gene Ontology annotation, biological process: response to water. Lineage: Eukaryota; Viridiplantae; Streptophyta; Magnoliopsida; Solanales; Solanaceae.